Molecule: messenger RNA, 4463 nt
Organism: Maniola jurtina (meadow brown)
Lineage: Eukaryota; Metazoa; Arthropoda; Insecta; Lepidoptera; Nymphalidae
Gene: sky
Product: GTPase-activating protein skywalker
Exons: 14
Coding region: 706-2505 (599 amino acids)
Source: RefSeq, a predicted model, not a curated record
UUAUCGCCCCUCAAUCGUUUUUAGUCUAUGCUUUUGAGUAGGCAAAUCGAAUGUUUCCAUGUUCCGUCUCAAUUUUAUAAAAUUCGAUUUCAUGGAAAUCGCGAAUAAAUAAAGUAGGCGUGAAGGUCCCUCGAUCAUCUAGAUUUGUCAUUAAAAGCGAAAAUCUCGGUCUACUCUGUAACAAUUCAGUCAGACUAGUCAUUAUAGAGAAAAGUUUCGUCUCGGAUUCACGUAGAAGACUUUCACCGGAUACAUCAAUAAUUAGAUUAUACGAUUCAGAUUUCAGAUUGUUCCGCAUAUCAGUGAAAUAAAUGUUACAAUGUCCCCGUGCGUAUGGUCAGUAACUGAUAUAACUCUGUGAAGUACUGUGUGGUUCGUUUAAGUGACAAAGCAAAAGCGUCGGCAGCUCCCACUCGUCACUAUUAUCCCAUCCGUGAUUACGUUGCGCCGGGAACAGGGCACUCUAGUUAGUCGCCGCGGGGACUCCAAAGCGGUAAAUACGGAGUCGCAAAUCCUGCACCGCAUCAUUUAUCGCCAAGAUUUCGAUUUGAAAAUGGUGCAGCAGGAUUUGACUUAGGUGCGUGGGACGGUGGUACAUGAUCUGACGGUGAUGGGCUUAGUGCUGGUGUGAGUGACAGGCAGACAGUGCCAGUGCAGUGUAGUGUAGUGUCUAGUCAAGUGUAGUCGAGUGUCCGUGGAGCAGGGAUGCCCUCCGUGAUGUUGUCCGCAGUGCUGGAAGAGGAGCCCGACCUGUACGAGGCUUUUCCUCCACAUGUUGACCCCUCCGGAAUCACCAUCCUAACUGACAGCCCACCAGGCAAGAAAGCGCCGCUCAAGACCUUCGAGGAGCUCCAGCCGCUGCUGCAGCAGGGCCGCAAGCGCGACCUCAAGCUGCUCAUCCGCGAGAACUCGUGGCCCAUCAACAGCCCCAUCCGUGCCUCGCUCUGGCCGGCGCUCUGCCGACAGCACCAGCAUGGCAAGUCCAUGCUCGACGGAUUCUACUGGGACAUGGUUACGCAGGUAUUCGGCACGGUGGAGCUGCCGGAUAAGCCAAUCAUGCUCCCGCCGUUCGUGGAGGCGACCCACUGCCUCGGGUACCACCUGACCCGCAAGGGCCGGGCGGUGGCCGACCGCGUCGUCUCCGUGCUCGGCUACGCCUGUCCCGACAUCACGUACAGCCCCAGUCUCUAUCCCAUCACCGCUGCUCUACUACACUUCAUGCCUGAAGAGGAAUGCUACCACUGCAUGGCAAGCCUCGUCGCGUCCAAGGAGAAGAUGUUCAUCACACAGACCAAACUGCUGAACGAGGUCACGUGGAAGACAGUCAUGCAGAUCGCAAAAAAACAUGCCAAGUCGGCCGCGCAGCAUUUGUCGCGGCUAUCUGGCGCCAUCGGCCCCGAGCGCAUCUACGCCGACUGGCAAUGGUGGAUCCUGGCCGCUCUUCCCUUCCCCCAUCUGGUGCGAGUGCUCGACUGUUUCUUCCAUGAAGGAAUCAAGGUGUUCUACAGGGUAGCACUCGCUAUCCUGAUCCUGUUCAACAAGCACUCCACCAACCAGAAUUCCGAGUGGUACGCCGAGGCCACGAAGAAUGGAGUCGAUCACGCCGUCGACAAAUUCUGCAGGAACAUGCCUGCUUCCCCCACCAAACUUCUUAGGACCGCUUUUAGUAUAAGGGCACUAAGUUCACAGUACAUAUCCCGAGUGUUCAUAAAGACGGAGAUGACGUUGAAGUCAAAGCAGGUGAUAACGGGCUCGCGGCUGAUGCGGUCGCGCUCCUCCGACAACCUGCCCACCAGCCAGUCGCAAGUCAACAUACAGAUGAUGUCGCACACGCUCACCAUACGCGAGAGAAUGUCUGAGGAAACGUGCAAACAGAUGGGCUCACAUUCGCCGGGCCCGCGCGCCCUUUCGAUGGGCGUUUAUCCAAUCCAAGCGAUCAAGUCGCAGAUUCUAGACCAGAGCGAAUUGUUCACGCUAUGGUCGUGGCUGCCGGUGCGCAUAACCAUGUACCAGCCGGUACUGUUGUAUACCACGGAGGAACACGGCUGUUCCUUGACCACAUUCUACGUGAGGGUUGAGCACCACGAGCCUACGUUACUGAUGAUCAAAACAUGCAAUAACGAGGUGUUCGGCGCAUACUGCUCGACGCGCUGGUUCGAGCGCAACCAGAAGGACGAGCGCGGCAACCGCCAGGCCUACUUCGGCACCGGCGAGACAUUCCUCUUCAGCCUUUACCCGGAGCGCGCCAAGUACCCGUGGGUGGGCUGCUCGCUCGCCGCCGACGGCAAGGGCGACGAGCGCGUCUCGCACGGCUCCGAGCUGUUCAUGGCCGCCGACUCCAAGAUGAUCACCAUCGGCGGAGGAGACGGGCAGGCAAUAUGGAUGGACGAGAACAUCCGAUUCGGCAAAACUGACCGUUGCUCCACCUUCAACAACCCGCCGCUCUGCCCCAGCGGCGACUUCGAGAUACGGGUGCUCGAGGUGUACGGCUUCUCCGGCGCCUAGACAUCGAUAUCGACAUAUCGAUAUAUCGAUACUCGACGCGCGCCCGAAGGACGCCUAGGAGUGUAAUCUCGAGUCGCUACCCGCGUGUGCUGUGAUGUUCCGCUCCCGAUAUCGAUACUCGACACUUCGCCUCCCACCAGUGAAUUCGCUCGAAUAUGCGCGUAUCGAACAAAUUAGUCCUUAUCUAGUGCAACGAUUCUUAUAUAAAAAAAAGUAUUAUAAUAAAUUUAAUCCGUGCGAACGGGCGGAUUCACUGCCUCCGAUACGCUUAGCAAAACUUCACUUAGCUUUCGGAACCGUGCACGCGAUAUUCGACCGUACGACGUCUAAUUAAGAGCCUUAAUGGCAUGCACCGUUUUGACAAGAAGUGUUGCUAGUGUACAUUUUGUACGAGUGUUUGGGCGUUGCGGCAACAUCGACCCGCGAUUUUCAUCCGCGAAAAUCGAAAUCUUUGUAGUUUAUUACAAAGCGUAUAUAAAUUUUAUAUCUCCUAGAUAUAUGUGCGUGGAUUUUAAUAGUAUUUCGAUGUUAUGUCGCGGAGGACGUGCGAUUUUUUUAUUACUUGCCGUCUCAACAGACUGUGUAGAUGUAUUCCUAUAUUUAUUCUACGUGUGACCCCCGUAGUUAAACGUUAACAGUUAACACGCCUGUCCGUUCAAGACAACGAACUGGGGAAAUUAGGUUGUUUCUAUUAAUAUUUAAUCUAUAUAAUAGUUGUCUGUGUGUUAAGUACAAAUGGAUGUGUCGUAUAGUAUCUUAUCUCGGAUGAAUACGCUUACGUGAAGCAAUAUUAGUGGGCCUGGUACGGUUUGCUCGAGUCUAGAACAUUCCAGUGAAAAGGCAUACUACACUCGGCUACGUCAAACAUUAAGGUGGCAUUCGGAUCAUGGCGAUCGCGAAUUGCUCUCCUGAUCGCUCCAAGUUAAGCGUGAGAGCUAUUGCAUUCAACAUUUACGGGCGGAACGCACUCAAAAGCGAGAUGCGUGAUGUGUGAACAACGCGAGUCAACGUUCGGAUUUCAUUAAUUUUUGAAAAUUAACUGACAUUUUUAACAAACUAUAGAUAUUUGAAAUUAUUAUUAAGUAAAGUUUGCCUUAUAGUCAACAGUUAUGCAAUUUUGUAGUUCCUUACAUGGUUUAUUUACGCACGAAUCACUCAAAAUUCGGCUUAAAAUAAAGACGUAGAGACGUAUAAGAAGAUUUUUUUUUUUGAAAGUACAUAAUGACCUUUCAGGUCAUUAUGUACUUUCAAAAAAAAAAAUACUAUAUUUAUUGUUUUAGGAUAAUGGCGAGAUAAACCGAUGUCUGACCUUAAAUUUAUAAUGAAUAUCGGUCUUGGUUAUAGAUCUAGAACAACAAAUAAUGAAAUAAUGUAAUACGUUAAUAUGGAGAAGCACGUAAGAAGUGUAACUGUCAUGCAACAACCUAACAGGCGCAGGCGCAAGCUGCGGUCGCCAAGAUCCGAACGCUACCUUAAGGGGAAAGGGUUCAGAUGAACGCAAGAUAAUGGAGACAGUAUUCGGUAUCGCUAGUGGACUGCAUCGCUUUAGGCUUGUCUAUGAAUGUGUACUCAAACCGUUUUCACUAUUGCUCACAAAAUGUACCAAAGAUGUUUAUUGUAGUUUAUCUGUGGGGGAAUGUUUGGCGAUACUCGAGUCUAUGCAUUUUGGUUGCCGGACGAAGUUGUCUAUUGGCACUACGUAUUAUAUUUAUAAUAUAAUGCGUAAAAAAUGACUUCUUACGUGCCAUUUUAACUUUGUGUCAAAUAUCAUGUCAAAAGUACGAUUUUAGUCCUUAUUUUAAAGGCGAAUUGUAUAUGACAGCUGAUCCAUAGAGUUAAAAUGGCGCUUAAAAUUAUAAUGAAUAUUGCUUCUUCGAACAAUUUCGUCGGGUACUUAGAAUGCAUGAAAAUUUUAACGGCAUUUGAAAAUUCUGUAUUGAUUUUUGAGUAGCAGGGUU